Molecule: messenger RNA, 2222 nt
Organism: Rhizophagus irregularis DAOM 181602=DAOM 197198
Lineage: Eukaryota; Fungi; Glomeromycota; Glomeromycetes; Glomerales; Glomeraceae
Source: RefSeq, a predicted model, not a curated record
UUUUUUUUUUAAAAAAAAAACGGUGUUUAUAAGAGGUAACGAAUUUUAUAAUUCGUGACUUCUUAUAACACUGAUUUAUUAUUUUUUAAUAUUAAUUUUAAUGAUUUAAAAAAUGUUUCUCCCUGCAGAAAUACUUCAAGAAAUUUUUAACUAUCUGGAUAUAGGUCAUGGUGGAUUAAGUUCAUUAUCUUCAUGUCUUCUUGUGGACCAACAUUGGUGUUCAAAUACAGUUGGAAUUCUUUGGUCGAAACCAUUUUAUUAUUCGAAUACCUUUACAAAAAAUCCAAGUUCUUAUAAAAUAAUUGAUACAUAUUUAGCAUGUUUAGACGAAGAAACCAGGGAAGACUUGAGAAAUAAUGGAGUUAAUUUACCUGUUAUCUUUAAUAAACCAUUUUUCAGUUAUGAAAUGUAUCAUAAACACCUUCAUUAUCGUACAUUCAUUUCAUGCGUGUAUCUAUGGGUACAAGAAAAAAGUGCCCCUAAUGAUGAUAAUUUAUUUGAACUCAUAAUGAAAACCUUAUUAAAAUUAUUUAAUGAAUCAUGUAAUAAUUUACAAAGAACAUUAUACAUUAUGACAGAACUUAAUCCAAUGUUUUAUGUUCAAUCUGUACAAGGAUAUUUGAUUUCAAACGUAAACAGGAUAUGGGUUGAUUUACAUAUGCCUCGAUUUUUUGAUCUCCUUGCAAAGAAUUGUAAAAGAGUGGAACAAUUUGGCGUUUUUAUGAAAGAUGUAGGGAGAUUUAAUGAAAUUGGAUCUAUUGAUGUGGCAAAAUUUAUAACAGAACAAGAAGCAUUACAAUCAUUUCAAAGCAUAUAUCUUACUUCAACACAAGAUGUUAUUGAUGCUUUAAAAUCUCAAGCACAUUCUUUAAAAUGUGUCGAUUUUAUUUGUACAAAUUUUCAAGGUUGUUAUUCAUUAGAUGGAUUGGCCGCUUGUAAUAAUCUUGAAAUAUUAAGAUUUAAGAAAUGUUACAACAUAACAGCAGAUAUUGUUUCACCACUUUUUGAGGCAUCAUUUCCAAAAUUAAUUGAUUUAUCAGUGAUCGAAACUGAUUGUGACGUUCUUCAGAGAUGGGCGGAGAGUUAUUAUUUAGUAUCUGAUGAUGGAUUUCAAGAUGAAAGAAUUGAAUUUGAUCUUACUUAUAUUAAAGAACUUAUGUUAAAUAACAAGAUGUGUCAUCUAUGUAACGAAUCUUGUAUUUAUCCUUUAACUACAGCAUGUGGGCAUACAUUCUGUAAAGAAUGUAUAUUUUAUCAUUUAAGCAUAUACGAUCAAUGCCCUUUAAAACAAUGCAGAACAGAAUUACCAAAUACUAAAUAUUUUUAUGAACAUCCAUGUGAUCCGAAUGAUGCAAUAAUUUCGGAGGUGAGAAGAUUAGAAGCUGAAAGUAAAUUACUUGAGGAAAUGCCGAUUAAUGAUGGAUAUUUGGUUUUUCCUAAGAUGACAUAUAAUUUUGACGUUACAGAAACAAAGUAUCGUUUACUUAUUAAAUCAUGUUUAAAUUCUCGUUAUCGUAACAAAUUUGGUAUGUUACUUUCAAGAAGAUGCGAGUACGGAACUCUUAUGGAGAUAAAACAAAUUGAUUUUAUUGAUGGAAGAAAUAUAAGAUUUCAAGCUGUAGCAACAGAACGAUUUAAAAUAUUAUCAAGUGGUGGAAUAAAAGAUGGUUACGAAAUUGCAAAAGUUCAAAUUAUACAUGAUGAACCUGAAGAUGAAGGGAAAAUAAUUGAGGAUCAUCAUUCAUCUGCUGUUUCAAUUCAUGAACCAACCACAUCACAACUAAUAAAUAUGGCACGUGAAUUUAUUCAUCACAAUGAACUGGUUUCAUUGAUGUUCCAUAUUCGUCAUAUUCGUAAUCUAGCAACUUCUUUAGGUGAAAUUCCGGAAAAUGCGGCCGAUUUUUCAUUUUAUGCGGCUUUACUUUUACCCAUUAAUGAUGAGGAAAAAUAUGAACUUUUGGAGAUACGAUCUGCAAAAGGACGUAUGAAAAUGGUGGUUAAUUGGAUUGAUGAUUUGAAGUCUCAGUGGGGGGCCAGUAUAUUAAUAAAAGAUUUCUUAAAUUUUUAUGCUUUAUGUUCUUGGAUUAUAACUUUUAUUCGAAAUCUUUAUCUUAAUUAUUUCUUAUUUCGAUAAUUAAGUAAAUAAUUAAUAAUUAAUAAUUAAUAAUUUUUAUAAAGAAAAAAAGUUAUGAUUUUUUAUUUUUUUUAUUAUUAUUAUAUUU